ACUGCACCGUCAAAUUUCAUUCUGCUUCAGGGGAACAAUGGCGUCUCUCGCAGGCGUUCGUCUUUUUACGCGAAACACCGGUGCUUUUAAAACUGUAGCCGAUCGCCUGAGCUUGCAGCGAACUGUCACUACUUUUCGGCUUCGACCACGAUCACUUCACACUGCUCAACAAUGUCGGUCUUUGCGCUGGCCCGAGGGCCUAGUGGACCCACGGGUCAAGCAGGUGCGCCACUACAGUCAUGAUGCUCCACUCACCCUUCAGCUAAUCAGCGAACGGGUGCUGUUGGUGCUCAAACUCUAUGAUAAAAUUGAUCCGGCGAAGCUCACAGUGGAAUCUCACUUCAUUAAUGAUCUUGGCUUGGACUCCUUGGAUCACGUAGAAGUAAUAAUGGCGAUCGAGGAUGAGUUCGGCUUUGAGAUUCCAGAUAUGGAUGCGGAAAAGCUACUGCGACCUAAAGAUAUAGUUCGCUAUGUUGCUGAUAAGGAAGAUGUCUACAAAUAGUGCUCUUUUAAGAAUUUGUAAUAUCGAUAAGUUAGUCAACAUUUCAUUGUUUCAUAAUGAUGCAAUGCAAUCGCUACAGCUACUGUUAAGGCUGUCUUUUUUUUUUAAGCAUCCACUCAAAGUGACUGCGUUUCCCUGUAUAUAGACAAAUGGUCAUAAAAUGAAUAAAAGCUUCUUUGACCUACCAGAUGAA
Messenger RNA from Orussus abietinus, 695 nucleotides. RefSeq names its product acyl carrier protein, mitochondrial (gene ND-ACP). Gene Ontology annotation, molecular function: acyl binding; acyl carrier activity. The transcript has 3 exons. The coding region runs from base 38 to 502 and encodes 154 amino acids. Gene Ontology annotation, cellular component: mitochondrion. Lineage: Eukaryota; Metazoa; Arthropoda; Insecta; Hymenoptera; Orussidae. The record is from RefSeq and is a predicted model, not a curated record. Gene Ontology annotation, biological process: fatty acid biosynthetic process.